Messenger RNA from Danio rerio (zebrafish), 1786 nucleotides. The record is from RefSeq and is a predicted model, not a curated record. Lineage: Eukaryota; Metazoa; Chordata; Actinopteri; Cypriniformes; Danionidae.
GUGUUUUCUCCUGUAAGGUGAAGUGAGUGUAAAUGAUGGAAAUAUCUGUGACGUUCCUCCUCGCUGGAUGUCUGAUACAAGGUGUUUUAUGUGGCUUCAGUAUCAGUCUGCCAGAGAAAGUAGAAGCUCUAGAAGGAUCCUGUGUUUUUAUACCCUGCACAUUCAAUAUUGAUGAAGAUUAUAAAGAUGAUCUCACUGAUACUGCAAAGAGAUUAUGGUAUAAAGAUGGAAAACCUGCAGUUUUGGUGUUUGACUCCAGCAGCCCUGACAGUGGACAGUUAAAAGGAGAAAUAUUUGGCAAAGCUACAGAGAAAAGGUGCAGCACUCGCUUCGAUAAUCUCAAACUAACAGACAGUGGCUCAUAUUACUUGAGAUUAGAAGGCAGCGGUAGACUUCAAUAUAACUACAUGAAACCCCAACACUCCUAUGUUGAAAUUGUGGUCAAAGGUGAGUGUCAUUGUUCACGCUGCUUCUGUCCACCUUAUUUUUGAUGAAAGAGGCUACCAGUGUUUCACUAUUACAAAACAGCCUGCUGAUGCUUUAACUUGCAUUUGCAUCUGUGUGUGUGUUUCAGCGUCUCCACCCAAUCCCACAGUGCUUCUGUUUCAGGAUCAGCAGGAGGUGAUGGAGGUGACGGAGGGAAAAUCAGUGACUCUGAGCUGCUUUAAGAUCUUCUGUCCGUCUCUUCCAUCAUCUCUCACAUGGAGCUCCAGUCCUGAACACCUCAUCAAUGCAAACAUCCCAAAACUGCAGCAUCAAAACCAAACACAUUACUACUCUGACCUGAUGUUCACUGUAACUCAUCAUCAUCACAGAGCUGAAUUCACCUGCACUGCAACACAGCAGCAGAUCACAACACACAGCACCCGACAGCUACAUGUUCAGUAUGCUCCUAAAAGUGUCUCUGCUCAUGUGAGUCCAGCUGGUGUGAUUGUGGAGGGUCAUUCAGUGACUCUGAGCUGCAGCAGUGAAGCAAACCCAGCAGUCAAAUACAGCUGGUACAAACACACUGAAGGAGACCUGAAACCCCCAACUGGACCAAACCUGACCAUCAUCAACAUCAACCGUUCUCACAGUGGACGAUACUACUGUAGAGCUGGAAACCAACACGGGACUCAGAACACAUCAGUGCUGCUGGACGUCCAGUAUCCUCCAGAAAAACCCUCUGUUCAUAAAUACGAUGUGAUUGUGGAGGGUCAUUCAGUGACUCUGAGCUGCAGCAGUGAAGCAAACCCAGCAGCGAACUACAGCUGGUACAGACACACUGAAGGAGACCUUGAACCACUGACCGGACCAAACCUGACCAUCAGCAACAUCAACCGGUCUCACAGUGAACGAUAUUACUGUAAAGCUGAAAACCAACACGGGACUCAGAACACAUCAGUGCUGCUGGACGUCCAGUAUGCUCCUAAAAGUGUCUCUGCUCAUGUGAGUCCAGCUGGUGUGAUUGUGGAGGGUCAUUCAGUGACUCUGAGCUGCAGCAGUGAAGCAAACCCAGCAGUCAAAUACAGCUGGUACAGACACACUGAAGGAGACCUGGAACCACCGACUGGACCAAACCUGAUCAUCAGCAACAUCAACUUUACCGAACUAAACCUGACCAUAAGCAACACAAAUGUGACCGAACCAAACCUGACAUUGAGCUACUUCGAUCUGUCUGGACCAAACCUGACCAUCAGCAAUGUGAACCCGGCCCACAGUGGACGAUACUACUGUAGAGCUGAAAACCAACACGGCGCUCAGAACACAUCAGUGCUGCUGGACGUCCAGUGUGAGUAUUAAGAGU